AUGGCUUACGGUGCUGGUGACUACGACUCGUCGCGUCGCACUGAUUACGGUGGUUAUUCCAACGGUUAUGCUAGCGGUGGUUACUCAAAUGGUAACUCAAACGGAUAUGCUGCUACGAGCGGGUAUUCGAAUGGCUCCUACGGCGGCAGCGGAGGCGCUGGAGGAUACGGAGGGGGCUCCUACGGUGGUGGUGGUGGUGGUGGUGGCGACAAAAUGUCAAAUCUUGGUGCAGGCUUGAAGACACAACAUUGGGACCCCGCCACUAUGCCAAAGUUCGAAAAAUCGUUCUACAAGGAAGAUCCGAACAUCACUGCUAGAUCCUCACGUGAGGUUGAUGAAUUCCGCCGAAAGCUCGAAAUCACGGUUCAAGGAAAAAAUGUCCCGCGACCUGUAGAGACAUUUGACGAGGCGGGUUUCCCUGGCUAUGUUAUGUCUGAGGUAAAAGCCCAAGGUUUUAGUCGUCCGACUGCUAUUCAAUCCCAAGGCUGGCCGAUGGCGCUCUCUGGUCGCGAUGUCGUUGGCAUCGCCGAGACUGGAUCUGGAAAGACGCUCACCUAUUGCUUGCCCGCUAUUGUUCACAUCAACGCACAGCCUCUCCUUGCUCCUGGAGAUGGUCCCAUUGUGCUCGUUCUUGCACCUACUCGAGAGUUGGCUGUUCAGAUUCAGCAGGAAAUCACAAAAUUUGGCAAGUCGUCGCGUAUUCGAAACACCUGCGUUUAUGGUGGUGUCCCCAAAGGGCAACAGAUUCGUGACCUCUCUCGCGGCGUGGAGGUUUGCAUCGCUACUCCGGGUCGUCUCAUUGACAUGCUUGAAUCUGGCAAGACUAACCUCCGUCGUGUGACGUACCUUGUCCUUGACGAGGCUGAUCGCAUGCUUGACAUGGGAUUUGAGCCUCAGAUCAGAAAGAUAAUUGGCCAGAUUCGACCUGAUAGGCAGACAUGCAUGUGGUCUGCUACAUGGCCCAAAGAAGUUCGACAGCUUGCUUCUGACUAUCUCAAUGAUUACAUUCAGGUUAACAUUGGCUCCAUGGACCUGUCGGCUAACCACAGAAUUGUUCAAAAAGUCGAGAUUGUAUCCGAGUUCGAAAAGCGUGAUCGCAUGACUAAGCACCUCGAGGAGAUAAUGAACGAUCGUAGCAACAAAGUACUCAUCUUCACAGGUACAAAGCGUGUCGCUGACGAGAUUACACGAUUUCUUCGCCAGGAUGGUUGGCCUGCUCUCUCUAUUCACGGCGACAAGCAGCAAAAUGAACGUGAUUGGGUUCUCAAUGAAUUCAAGACUGGCAAGAGUCCGAUCAUGGUUGCUACAGACGUGGCAUCUCGUGGUAUUGACGUCCGGGACAUAACUCAUGUGUUCAACUAUGACUAUCCGAACAAUUCGGAAGACUACGUUCACAGGAUUGGGCGAACUGGACGUGCAGGAAAAAGCGGAACUGCCAUCACCCUCUUUACCACUGACAAUGCGAAACAGGCCCGUGAUCUUGUCAACGUGUUGACAGAAUCUAAACAACCAAUCGAUCCUCGUCUCAUGGAGAUGGCUCGCUACAGCGGAGGCGGGAGUGGUGGCGGCCGUGGUUAUGGCGGUGGACGUGGUCGUGGCGGAGGAAGAGGUGGUGGUGCUGGCUUCACAGCGUCAAAUUCGGCACCCCUUGGCCGGAGCAGAUGGUGA
Messenger RNA from Endocarpon pusillum Z07020, 1668 nucleotides. Its product is annotated as ATP-dependent RNA helicase DBP2. The coding region runs from base 1 to 1668 and encodes 555 amino acids. The record is from RefSeq and is a predicted model, not a curated record. Gene Ontology annotation, molecular function: RNA binding; ATP binding; RNA helicase activity. Gene Ontology annotation, biological process: rRNA processing. Lineage: Eukaryota; Fungi; Ascomycota; Eurotiomycetes; Verrucariales; Verrucariaceae. Gene Ontology annotation, cellular component: cytoplasm; nucleus; ribonucleoprotein complex. The transcript has 5 exons.